Molecule: messenger RNA, 444 nt
Organism: Balaenoptera musculus (blue whale)
Lineage: Eukaryota; Metazoa; Chordata; Mammalia; Artiodactyla; Balaenopteridae
Gene: SNTN
Product: sentan, cilia apical structure protein
Exons: 4
Coding region: 1-444 (147 amino acids)
Molecular function (GO): transition metal ion binding
Source: RefSeq, a predicted model, not a curated record
AUGUGUGGCUGUAUGCACAGUACCCAGGACCAAGCACUCCACUUGGAAGGGGAGCCCAAUCCUUCUGCAGCUGCAACAUCUACUUUAGCACCUAGGACAAUGCCCAGAAGCAUUUCAAUAUCCAAACAACUGGCUUCAAUAAAAGCUCUACGCAAGGGUUCAGAUCUGGAAAAAGCCAUCGCCACUGCCGCUAUGAUUUUCAGAAACUUUUCUGACCCUGAUGGUAAACUUGGGAAAGCUACUGCCAAAAACCUACUGCAAACCCAAUUUAGGAAUUUCACAGAGGGACAAGAAACCAAACCAAGAUACAAAGACCUCCUUUCUGAACUCAACGAACAUACAGAAAAUAAGCUGGAUUUUGAGGAUUUCAUGAUCUUACUAUUAAGCAUCACUGUAAUGUCAGAUUUGCUACAAAAUAUACGGAGUGUAAAAAUUAUGCAAUAA